UCAAACUUUCCUAGCUUGUUCUCUUUGUUUGUCUCUAUUUCUACUUGAAAUUUAUUUAAUUAGCCAUGUCUGAAGGCCAAAGAGAUGUAUACUACCAUGAUCCAUUUCAUGAUGAUCAAAGAACAAGUGAUACACUUUUUUCAUUCUUUGGCCCGAAUUCCACAAUUAGAGAUGAGUCGUCUUCAAUUAUAUCACAGCCUACUACUACUACUGCUAAUCAUCAAAGAUUCCAAGACUACAUGGGUUUAACUCACUUCUUCAAUAAUAAUGGAUCUAGUAAUAUCGAUUACGACACUACACCAGCUGCCGUAACCACAAAUAAUUUUGGUUAUUCACCUUCUGCUUGUUCAGCACAACAAGUUUUUAUUGGACUUGAUGAUCAUCAAGAUGACCAAAUCAAGCCGGUUAUGGACCCAGCCGGACUCUUGGUUGGCGUUACUCAGGAGAGCUCUCCUGUUAAGCCAAACUCUCCUAAUAAUUCCCUCCUUUCGUCGUCUACGGAGGCUGCUGACGAUGAAGAUGAACUCAAAGAAGCCGUUGGUAAGAAGCCGCAGGAACCGAAAGGCGUAUUGGAAGAUGGAGGAGUAGAUAGCUCUAAGAAAGUGAAUAAGCAGCAGAAGAAGAAAGAAGAAAAAAAGCAAAGGGAACCGCGGUUCGCGUUUAUGACAAAGAGUGAUAUUGAUCAUCUUGAAGAUGGAUACCGAUGGAGGAAAUAUGGACAGAAAGCCGUCAAGAAUAGCCCCUAUCCCAGAAGUUACUACCGAUGCACAACUCAAAAGUGCACGGUGAAGAAGCGGGUGGAAAGAUCGUAUCAAGAUCCGUCGACGGUAAUCACCACAUAUGAAGGACAGCAUAACCAUCACUUGCCUGCAACACUGAGAGGAAAUGUUGGUGGCGGAAUGUUGUAUCCGCCAUCAUCUGCUAUGACAAUGAUGGUGGCGGCACAAGGUGCCAUGAUGUCGGGUGUAGUUGCAGCAGCCGGUUCAUCCAGCAGCUUCCAGCUCCCUCUGCAUCGUGAGUUUCUAGCUCAUCAUCAUAAUGCUGGUUUCUACAAUAAUAAUAAUAAUAAUAAUAAUAAUUCGGGAGGCGGAGCUGCUACUAGUGAUCAACCGACCAUGUACUACCAGCAGCAAACGCCAUCAUCCGUAGUAGUUCAGCAUCAAAUGCAUUCAGCAGCAGCUGAUUAUGGCCUUUUACAAGAUAUGGUCCCAUCCAUGACGACUUUUUUUAAACAAGAACCCUAAAUUAUUAUUACACUAGCUAGCUCCGUACGUACUACUCAUCCCGACCCCUACCUACCUCGAUCAGCUCUCCCGCAAAACCUCUGACCUUUUGUUGACUUACUUUCACCAUGCAUCUAUUUUAUAUAUAUUUCUUGAUAUCCAUUUGGUAGGGUGGUGUUGUUGUUUUUGCGCGCAGUAUGUAUAUAUACAGCCAUGAAUCUGAUGAGCAUGCAUAUAUAGAGAUCGAAACAUGCAUGAUAUAUAUAUAGCUACUUUUAAUUAUGUAAUUACACUUUCUAGAGGAUAUAUUUUAUAUCCCUCUAUAAUUA
This is a messenger RNA of Erigeron canadensis, 1552 nucleotides long. Its product is annotated as WRKY transcription factor 71-like. Gene Ontology annotation, biological process: regulation of DNA-templated transcription. The transcript has 3 exons. NCBI's taxonomy places the organism in Eukaryota, Viridiplantae, Streptophyta, Magnoliopsida, Asterales, Asteraceae. Gene Ontology annotation, molecular function: sequence-specific DNA binding; DNA-binding transcription factor activity. Bases 66 to 1244 code for a protein of 392 amino acids. The record is from RefSeq and is a predicted model, not a curated record.